Messenger RNA from Helianthus annuus (common sunflower), 2568 nucleotides. RefSeq names its product protein EARLY FLOWERING 3. Gene Ontology annotation, biological process: regulation of photoperiodism, flowering. The record is from RefSeq and is a predicted model, not a curated record. NCBI's taxonomy places the organism in Eukaryota, Viridiplantae, Streptophyta, Magnoliopsida, Asterales, Asteraceae. The transcript has 6 exons. The coding region runs from base 447 to 2345 and encodes 632 amino acids.
UCUCAAUUGCCUUUAAGAUUCUGUUCUAUCUACAAAAAUCUUGGGUCCACUUACCUUUACGCUUUUCCAAUAUCUUAAUUUCACAAACCCUAAAGUUGCACUCACUUUUCAUCGUAUUCCGAUCGAAUUAAAACCCUCCACCACAUCUUUUUGCUACCAGAAUCAUCAUUUUCUGCUUUCUUUUUCAUUCCAAUUGCUGUAUUUCAUCAAUUCUUGCUCUCGCAAGUUGAAAUCCUAACUGAAUUCGCGUUUUAGGGGUUUUUUAUUCUGCUAAUCGGAAGUGAAAUUGCUUCGAUUUUGUUCUCCGGAGGAGAAAUUUGGUUUAAUUUGUCGUUGAAUUUGCAUAUUUGGGGAGAAUUUUGAGUGAAGAAUUUGGGGAAUUUAGGGUUUUUGAGGAAUUAAUGCUGUUUUGAGUUGAUUAUUGGGAUCUGUAAGGGUAAGAGAAGAUGAAAAGAGGAAAAGAUGAAGAUAAGACUAUGGGGCCAAUGUUUCCAAGGCUUCAUGUGAAUGAUGCCGAUAAAGGAGGUCCGAGGGCACCUCCUAGGAAUAAAAUGGCUCUUUAUGAACAACUUAGCAUACCUUCGCAGAGGUUUAAUGGCGGGGUCGCUUCAUCUUCAAACAGGGCAACCGUGAAUGAAAGAAGUACACGUCAACAGUCGUCUUCUUUUCACCCAAUUAAGAAGCCUGAUACUCGCCAGUCUGAUCUCAACAAUCAACGUGUGCAACUAGAACAUAAAAAGAGACGAGAAGAAGAUGACUUUAGGGUCCCAAUAUUUGACCAACAAUCUGGAACAAAUCAAAACCGGAGCGUGAGUCAUCAAAAUAGAGAAAAUGAAGGUAGCACUCCUUUUGGUGCAUCCCUUUCAGGUCGUUUAGCAAACGUUCAUAACGCUAAAUCGCACAAUAACAAAUUUCAAAAGGAGAACUCACAAGGUUUUGCUAGAUCUGCCUCAAAUCAAUCGUCUCGACAAAACGUUAAAGCUCCAUUGAAGGAGACUAACGAAUCUUCGAGUUUUAACCUACGAAACGCUUCGAAUAGCAGGAACUUACGGGAUUAUCGAGUUGACUCGCAAGCAGAUAACACGUUGUGGGGGGUUAGUCUCUUGAAUGAAGCAUCUAAAGCUAGCGGUUAUGGAAAUAAUUCGGUCCCAUUACGGGAAAUUCAAGAAGAAGCUUUACGAAGCCCGGAUGAUCCAACCAAUGGUGAUGCUGUUUCGGAGAAUUCAAUGGUUGAAUCGAUUUGUGGAGUUGAUAUUUCUCCUGAUGAUGUUGUCGGGAUUAUCGGUCAAAAACACUUUUGGAAAGCAAGAAGAGCUAUUGUCAACCAACAAAGAGUAUUUGCUAUUCAAGUGUUCGAACUGCACAGAUUGAUUAAGGUUCAGAGAUUAAUUGCGGAGUCACCUCAGCUUUUGGUCGACGAACACGGGUAUGUGGCAAAACCGCCGAAAGUUUCUCCAAUCAAGAAACUUCCUCUCGAGUAUGUUAUGAAACCUACUGUGAAUAUUCCUAAGCACAAGAACGACAUUGAGAAACCAAAUGAUGACAUGGAGUUCUCAUCCGAGAAUGCUGUCGGGAAGGCGUCUCUAUCAACCGUGCAAAAUGGCGGGACCCCGUUGCCACCAUCCGACCAAAAUAUGGGCCCUUGGAAUUUUAACGCGCCACCUGGACACCAAUGGUUGAUUCCGGUUAUGUCUCCGUCUGAAGGAGUUGUUUACAAACCCUACUCCGCUCCUGGGUUCAUGAGCCCCGCUUAUGGCGGUUGUGGACCGCCUGGAUCCAUGCCCGUGAUCGGACCGAAUUUUGCAAACUAUGGUGCUCCACCUCAUCAUCAUAAUCCUUACGAAGGGUUCCCCGGGGUUAACCCCUUCAAUCCUCCACUUCCCUCUAGCCAUGGCUACUUCCCUGCUUACGGUAUGCAAAUGGCUAACCCAUCUAUCUCAAGCUCCACCAGGUUCGAUCAAUCCAACCCCCACAACCAAGGCUCGACUAACGUUCCAGUUGAGAAAACCGGACCCACGGUUCCAAAGGCAGUCAGGCUUAAUAACAAUAACCACAACAACAAAAACAAUAAUAAUGUUUCUAAAGAUACCGAGGCACAGGCCAGUACAGCAAGCAGUCGAAGCGAUAGAACAAAAGACCGGAAUGCCCUUCCUCUAUUUCCAACCUCUCCUCCGGCACCUGCUCCGGCUCCGGCUCCGGCUCCGGCUCCUGAACCAGCUCGAGUCGAAGCGGCGGGUCCUCGUGUUAUUAAAGUUGUACCUCAUAACGCAUGGUCAGCAACUGCAUCUGUAGCGCGUAUUUUCAAGUCUAUACAAGAAGAAAGGAAGCAGUAUGGUUCUGGCUAGCUUGCCUUUGUGUCCUGAAGGUGUAUUCCUGUUUGUACUUUGUACUUCUGUGAUUGUAACCUUUUCCUGUAUGUCUUGAUUUAUUGAAUACCACUAGGAAGUGUGUGUGUGUAUAUAUAUAUAUAUGCAAAGAUUAUGAUGCAAUGCAAAUCAAAGCUUAAGCAUAUAAACUAGUCUUUUUUGUAUUAUGAACUAUUUUUUUAAUAAAAUCAUUAAUGUGGCA